Pochonia chlamydosporia 170 is the source of this 1482-nucleotide messenger RNA. Its product is annotated as tRNA (adenine-N(1)-)-methyltransferase catalytic subunit trm61. The record is from RefSeq and is a predicted model, not a curated record. The transcript has a single exon. Lineage: Eukaryota; Fungi; Ascomycota; Sordariomycetes; Hypocreales; Clavicipitaceae. Gene Ontology annotation, biological process: tRNA methylation. The coding region runs from base 1 to 1482 and encodes 493 amino acids. Gene Ontology annotation, cellular component: nucleus; tRNA (m1A) methyltransferase complex.
AUGGCGGCCUCUACAGGAUCUCAACCGUCCCAUUUUCUCGAACCCACAGCGAAAACAGCACCGAAUACGCUCGCAAUCAUCAGCCUUUCCAAAGAAAACUUUCAACCCAUCACUCUGCAACAAUCCGACAGUGCUGUGGAUGGCUAUGCAGAGGGCGUGACUCUAAACACCAGGUUCGGCUCGUUCCCGCAUUCCACGUUACUCGAUAUUCCUUGGGGUUCCCAGGUUCGAGCCUCCGUAGUCGAUACAGGAUCCCGGGGUCGCAAACGUCGGCGUGACGAAGUUGAAGACGAAGAGACGCCUACCUCCAACCAAGAUGACGGCAACGAUACUCCGAGCUCGGCACCAGCAAAAAGAGCUGUUGUCGCUUCCAGCGGCUUCAUUUACGUUCUGAGACCAACACCAGAGCUGUGGACAAGCAGUCUACCGCACAGAACACAGGUUGUCUACACACCAGAUUAUAGUUAUGUCCUUCAGCGAAUCCGAGCUCGGCCAGGCAGCAGAAUUAUUGAGGCGGGAGCCGGUAGUGGUAGCUUUACACACGCCUCCGCGCGUGCCGUCUACAAUGGGUAUCCCAAGUCAGAUGCGGAUCUCAGGGGCAAGGUAUUCAGCUUCGAGUUCCACGAACUUCGGUAUGAAAAAAUGCAAGCCGAACUCAAGCAUCACGCCCUAGAUGGUGUUGUCCAAUUGACACACAGGGAUGUAUAUGAUGAAGGAUUUCUCAUUAAUGGCCAGUCUCCCAAGGCCAGCGCCAUUUUUCUAGACCUGCCCGCUCCAUGGGAAGCACUACACCACUUGGCUCGGCGUAAGACGCUCAAGGGAGGCAAGCUCGAUGACAAGCCAGGCGACUGGGAAUCACCGCUGGAUCCGAAUCGGAGCGCAUUUAUUUGUACCUUUUCACCCUGCAUUGAGCAAGUCACACGAACAGUUACGGAGAUGCGAACACUUGGUUGGACAGAUAUUGAUAUGGUUGAGAUUGCAAACCACCGAUUCAACGUCAUGCGGGAUCGGGUCGGAGUUAAUAUUCCCAAUGAGAAAGGCUUCAGCUCACAGCCCGGUGAUGUUGGAGAAGCCGUCAAAAAGCUCAAGAGCGACCUGAAACGGACCCAAGAUUUCCACAAGGGCCAAACAUCCCAACUUGUUUCUGAUGCAUCAGAGUCCAAGAUGGAUGUUGACGGCUCCACCCCUGAGUCCAGCAGCAAAGACUCCAAUAAAAGCGAGGACCCUUUGUGGUUGCAAGGCAGAGUAGUUCACCGCACGGAAAACGACCUGAAAACACACACCUCGUACCUGGUAUUUGCUAUCCUACCCCGCGAGUGGGAUGAAGCCGCAGAAGAAGCAGCCAUGGCCAGGUGGCCAUGCGGAAGUGAAGGCAAGACGAUUGGUAAUCUGGACAAGCAGACUCGGAAGCAAGAAAAGAGAGAAAUGCUCGCUGGCAGGAAGCGAAAGAAGCAAAGCGAUGAUACCCAGACAACCCAAUGA